Messenger RNA from Xenopus laevis (African clawed frog), 1554 nucleotides. It is a transcript of the gene hoxa2.L, whose product is annotated as homeobox A2 L homeolog. NCBI's taxonomy places the organism in Eukaryota, Metazoa, Chordata, Amphibia, Anura, Pipidae. Gene Ontology annotation, biological process: regulation of transcription by RNA polymerase II; regulation of DNA-templated transcription. The record is from RefSeq and is marked provisional. Gene Ontology annotation, cellular component: nucleus. Gene Ontology annotation, molecular function: DNA-binding transcription factor activity; DNA binding; DNA-binding transcription factor activity, RNA polymerase II-specific.
AGUUUAAUAGUAGCACAGUCCCCAUACGGCUGUAAUCAGUGAAUUAGAAAAAAAAAACACACCGGCAAAGGAUUUUUAUGAUUUUUUUUUACCCCCUCGUCGUUACGGGGCCUUUAAACGUAAAAGUAAGGGGCUGAGUUGUUUAAAGGGCUUGGAGGAGAGGGCCAUGAAUUACGAAUUUGAGCGAGAGAUUGGUUUUAUCAAUAGUCAGCCGUCGCUUGCUGAGUGCCUGACAUCCUUUCCCCCUGUCGGUGAUACAUUUCAAAGUUCAUCAAUCAAGAGCUCGGCGCUUUCACACUCGACACUCAUUCCUCCUCCUUUUGAGCAGACCAUCCCCAGCUUGAAUCCAGCCAGCCACCCUCGCCACAGCCGGCCCAAACACAGCCCAAAUGGACACGGAGACAGCCCGGUGCCAGCAGGAUCCCUGCCUCCGGAAUACCCCUGGAUGAAAGAGAAAAAGGCUUCCAAGAAAACUCCUAUAGCAGCAGCAACAGCAGCAGCAGCAGCGGCCAGCGCUUCGCCGGUUACUACAGCCUGCCUCAGCCACAAAGAAAUUAUCGAGAUCCAGGAUAACAGCGGUGGGGGAUCGAGGCGAUUAAGGACAGCUUACACCAACACUCAGCUCUUAGAACUGGAAAAAGAAUUUCAUUUCAACAAGUAUCUGUGCAGACCGAGGAGGGUGGAGAUUGCAGCCCUGUUGGAUCUGACCGAAAGGCAGGUCAAAGUCUGGUUCCAGAACAGGAGGAUGAAACACAAGAGGCAAACCCAGUGUAAGGAGAACCAGAAUGGAGAUGGGGGCAAAUUCAAGCAUCUGGACGAUUCUGAGAAGGGAGAGGAGGAGAAGGAGAAAUCUCUGUUUGAGCAAGCCUUGAAUAGUGUCUCUGGGGCUUUACUGGAGAGGGACAGCUAUAGUUUCCAGCAGAAUGCCUUAGCCCAGCAGCAGUCUCACAACUCACACAAUGGAGAUUCCCAGAGUUUCCCUGUAUCGCCUUUAUCUAACAGUGAGAAAAAUCUCAGACAUUUCCAGCAACAGUCGCCCACAGCUCCGAACUGCUUAUCAACAAUUGCCCAGGACUGUGCAGCUGGACUCGACAAUGAUAGUCCCGAGGCCUUAGAUGUGGCUUCACUGUCGGACUUCAAUGUCUUCUCCUCGGAUUCCUGCCUUCAGCUCUCAGACACAGUCUCCCCCAGUCUGCCUGGCUCUUUGGACAGUCCUGUAGACAUUUCAGCUGACAGUUUCGACUUUUUCACAGACACAUUUACUACCAUAGACUUGCAGCAUUUGAACUACUGAAACAUCCACACCAUUAAAUAGUGAAUUUAUUUUUACGUUCAAUCCAGUGCUGUUUUUUUUUUCACGUAAAAAUCUCCCCCUUAGGUCCAGUUUGAGUUUUAACACCCAGUUCAGUUGAGUUACACCAUUGAAAGCAAUAACCGAGGCCUCUAAGAAAGUGACUUUUGUCUGAACGUAUCUGCACUUUCUUUUAUUUUUCUAUUGCAUUAAAAUGCGCUGUCAUAUAAGUAUUUUUGGUAGAAUAAAUGAGUAUUUGCCAG